Molecule: messenger RNA, 2212 nt
Organism: Owenia fusiformis
Lineage: Eukaryota; Metazoa; Annelida; Polychaeta; Sabellida; Oweniidae
Source: the annotation of a GenBank genome assembly
GAUGGAUAUGUCAAGUCUGGUGGUGACGAUACACUUACAUGUAUUCCACAAGGCAAUUCACCUCCUAUUUGGAAUGGUACACCUUUGCAAUGUGAACAGCCAACAUGCCCGCCUCCAACAAUCCGAGGGACUGUGGAUAUAACAAGUACCGACACCGAACCGUACUUUCUUGGCGAGACAAUCACUUGGGAUUGUGGGGGUGAUAAAUGUUCUCUACCGAGAACAAUAGUUUGUUCAAUGAUCAAUGGUGUCAUGCGUUUCAAUUCAACUAGGGUUGAUUGCGUGGGUGCUGCGUGUGCAGAAAGUACUUGUGACCUUCCACCAAGUAUCAGUAACGGAAAUUUCGUGACAACUCCACCUAUUGCUCCUGGAGCGAUAUCAGUCGUUUUGAACACCAGGGUGGUAUAUUCCUGUGAUAAUUGUUUCACAACUAACGAUCCAGUAACGUAUGUCUGUCGAGAGGACUCCACUCAACAGAUAGCAGAAGCCAUCUACGUGCCUUCAGGAGAUCCACCUACAUGCAGACGUGUUACAUGCCCGGGUACCCCUCAGUCGCCACUAGGUGGAACAGUUUCCACAACAGAAAACACGUGUGGCACUCUCGUACAAUAUAGCUGUAACGAUCCGUGUAGGGAACUCGUAGGGUCAUCGAUACGAGAGUGUCAAUCGGAUGGGACUUGGAGUGCUGCGGAACCAACAUGCGAAAGAAAGACAUGCUCUCCACAGGCUGAUAACCCAUUGAAUGGAAAUGUAUCGCCUCAAGACAGUUUCUGCGGUGCACGAUUGACAUAUCGAUGUGAUCCUUGCUUUAGACUACAAGGAUCACCAUUACGACAAUGUACACCAUCAGGCUGGAGUGGUGCUGCACCGACAUGUAUACCAUUAUCGUGCGAUCCAAUAAGCGCCCCUAACAAUGGCCAACGAUUUCCUCCACAAGGGAACCAAGAUUGUACUGACGAGAUAUCGUUCCAAUGUAAUAGCGGUUAUCGUUUGGACGGUGCUCAAACGAUAACAUGUGUUAGCUCAAACAUACCAGGAUCCCGUCCUAGUUGGAAUUCACCACCCCCAAGAUGCAUUCCAACUGACUGUGAACCAAUGCCAAAAGAUCCCGAAUUCGGAAGUGCAGCACCAAAGGGUACUUCAAUUGGUACGAGAGUGUUCUACAGGUGUGAUCCGUGCUACACUCUGACGUCAUCCCAAGGCCCAAUUAACGUCAGAGAGUGUAAAGGUGGAGGUGUCGGUUGGGAUCCCCUGGAAGAACCAACAUGCAGACCUUUGGAGUGUCCCUUUGUUACUAUUCCAAAUGGCCAAUCUACUCCUAGCGACAGAGAUUGUGGAACAAUACGAAGAGUUACGUGUGAUGAUAAUUACGUAUUAGAUGGCCCAGAUACAUUUGAGUGCAGGCAGCAAAAUGGACAAGUGGGCUGGACCGAGAUUCCAAAAUGCCAAGUGGUUUGCACUAGACUAAUGGUAACUGAUCCGAAUGUUGAAAUAGUAAGCGACUCUGCUGAUCCAGUGACUGACACUUACAAACCAAACCAACGGGUGGUGUAUAGAUGUAGAGGAUGUAACCGGUUGAGACCCGUGGGUCCAUUUGGCCAGAGGAUCCCAGAAAGGGUGUGCAAGACCAAUGGACAAUGGGAUAUCCCAAUACCGCCUUCGUGUGAACCUUUGAUAUGUCCCGGGAAUCCCCGUCCUCCAACCGGAGGAAGAGUUGACACAACCAGUAAUGAUUGUGGUACAACCGCAACAUACUCCUGUAACGACCCGUGUGAUGAGCUGUCGGGUCCAGAGCAAAGGACGUGUCUUCCCAGUGGCCAAUGGUCAGCCCCUGAGCCAACUUGCAUAAAGAAAAGAUGCUUCCCAAGACCGUUUGGCCAAUUCCCUGUGCAAGUGACGCCGAACGAUAACACGUGUGGUAUAACCGUGACAUACUCAUGUCCUCGAUGUUAUUCCUUGACACCCGAGUCAUCAAGAACCCGAUCUUGUGGUAGUAAUGGACAAUGGACUCCAUCCUCAGUCCCUUCAUGUUCAAGAAUCACAUGCCCCGCACUAACAUUGGAAAAUGGUUUUGUCAGCGGCAUGCCCGACUGUGACAUGACCUUGGUAUUCCAAUGCAAUUUCCCUUAUCAAUUAGAAGGAUCUCGAACAACAAAGUGCACGGAAGAUGGAACAUAUACGAACGACAAACCAAUAUGUAUCUUAGAUAUAC